Symphalangus syndactylus (siamang) is the source of this 5074-nucleotide messenger RNA. RefSeq names its product cysteine rich DPF motif domain containing 1 (gene CDPF1). Lineage: Eukaryota; Metazoa; Chordata; Mammalia; Primates; Hylobatidae. The record is from RefSeq and is a predicted model, not a curated record.
GAGUAUUGCUCUGUUGCCCAGGCUGGAAGAUCUGAGCUCACUGCAACCUCUGCCCACCGGGUUCAAGCAACUCUGGUGCCUCAGCCUCCCAAGUAGGUGGGACUAAGCAAUUCUGGUGCCUCAGUCUCCCGAGUAGGUGGGACUACAGGCAUGCCCCCACCAACGCCCAGCUAAUUUUUCUAGUUUUUAGUAGAAAUGGGGUUUCACCAUGUUGGCCAGACUGGUCUCAAACUCCUGGCCUCAAGCGAUCCGCCGCCUCAGCCUCCCAAAGUGCUGGGAUUACAGGCAUGAGCCACCACGCCCAGCCUAAAGGAGUCUGUUAAGACUCUUGUUCUCAUUAUACUUCCAGGCAUAGGGUAGGACUAUUCCAAAAUAAUUGGCUAUAGUCACGAAUACCCUCCCACUAUCUCUGUUGCACAGAACAACAAGAUGGAUAUUCCUGGUUUUGUUCUCAAUUUAGCCCCUUAUUAAAUACUCAGAGUAGUAUUUAAUAUUUAAUAAAAACAAGUUUUAUAUGCAGAGAAAGCUCCAUUGCUGUAGGUACAGAGAAGGGGAUAUAUGCCCUUCAUCUAUCUCAACAUUUAUUGUUAAUUAUGAAGACUGCAUUUUUAAGGCCCACUUCUGGAAUUUCAUUAGUUAGCACUAGAAACAAAAUGCAAGCCUUUAGACUUCCAUGUUACUGGCAGAAAUGGAGAACGGGGCGAAUAGGAUAUUUAGUGAAGUGAAGUGGGGUACAUAAGAAGUUAUUCUUCCACAGUACCCCCUUUUACUGCUAUUAGCAAUAUUUUAGCUCUAGAUUUUUAUCUGCAUUCAAUUCCUUCUGAUUUUCAGAUUUUCUUUCAGUCUUCACCUAAAUACACAAUGUACAAUAUCUGAUAUUGUGAUAAUCUUUUAAGAAUACAUCCAUACAAUAUUUUAUAAGUAUUGCCACAACAUAUAUGCAUUUUUCCCAGCGAGCCCACCCCUAGCAUCUGUGGAGCCUAGGGCAGGACUACAAAUCUCUGUAUGUCUAAAUAUUUAAAAGCUUACAAACUGUUACAUAAAAUAUUUAUAUCCACUUACCUGGACAAAUACACCUUCAUAAAACAGAAUUCAAAAUUAUGUGUCAAACUAUGGUUUUAAUACAGCUGAAAAUUGGCAAAAUAUUAAAGAUAGCUAAUUUUUAUUGUGUACCUCUAGGUAUUGUUGAUUGGCCGCUAAUGCUUGGAUGGGUAAUAAAGACAUACAUAAUCACAUAAUGCAUAAAUUGUUAUUUCUUCUAUAAAUGUUUUUCUUGUCUUCAUUUCAGAAGAAUGACUAAUGAAGAUUUUCACACAAUUGCAUUCUUUUGACAGUAGUGCCAAAUUAGACAAACCUUCCUGAGUCAGUAUACUUUCAGAUAGUUUUUAGUUAUUUCAAUUGGGAGAAACUUGACUCUGCUGAGAGUGGUAACGAAUUAUGAAUAAAUUCUUAAAGCUUUAUAUGUAGAACUGAACCAUGACUGUUGAUAUCAUGUUUAAACACUGUAGAAAGGGCGCAUAUGAAAAAUUAUCAUGAUUGCAGAAAUAUUACACAAUAUUUUCAUUAUAUAAAAGUGUUAUUAUUUCACCAUUAUCAUCGUUUCUUACAUUUAGAUCCAUAUAGGAUUUCUUACGUUUUUCUUUUACGUUGCUGGGGUAUUAUCAAGAAAACUGAAAACUGCGGUAGGUUACUCACGUUGAAUCUCUCUCUACCUUGAUCUACCAUCGCCGGAAAAUAGUCUCUAUAGAAGUUAGUUUCAGAAUCAUUCAUACAUGAAUCUUUUUCUUCAGACUCCAGCAAAUGCUUCUAGUUCCGAUUUUCUUACAUUGUACUUCAAUGUCAUUUUAGUGCUUAUUUCAUAUGCAGUUGCUUUUCGGAAACCAUUUUCUCCUAAAACUUUACGCAAUAUUUUAAAUCCUUCUGGAUUCUUUAAAGCUUUUUCUAAUUUUAAUAACUGGACAGCUCAAAUACAAAAUUAACUCUACUUUCUGCCAAAGACCAUGAUUUGCUCUUUGAAUGCUGCCUAUUAUUUCACUUAACUCUUUUAAUGCAUCUUAAGUGUUAACCGGUCUACAAUAAGUCAAAUUGCUUUAACAGCACUCAUGGGGUUACCAUCAUUGUAUCUGAGGGUAGCCACAGGUCAAAUUCAAAAUGCUUCAAGAUGUUCCAUCUUUAGACACCUCCAGAAACAAAAACAACCCAGUAUGUCAUCUUUGAAAUGAUCCAACGAAUCGAAUGCCCUUGCUCUAAGCACAAUGGAGGUCAUCGAAAUCCAGCUGCUUGCUAAUUGCUUGCUAAUUUCUGGGGCCCCUCUUGCCCAGGUCUAAGAGUGGUUCUGGUUUCCAUUAGUGCUAAAAUGCCUUCUAUAUCCUUACUUCUCAAUUAGCCAAAGGAGCAAGUCUUAGACCCCCAGCCUGCUGCAACUUGGCAACAUUCCUACAAAUGUGGCUUAACAAACCAAGAAUAAAUUCUGGUCUCUCAGGAACAGAGACGAAGCACCCCUCGGCCUAGGGAAAGGUCACAGAGGGCCCGGUAACGCAACAGCAUGUGAAAGGCUGCGGGCUGGUGACACAGGCAGACCUUCUCCCGCGUGGAGCAAAACCCUCAAAUCUUUGGGGGAAGGAGGGCGGCCACCCUGUCGUCCCCAUAGCACAGGUGAAGGCCCGCGGCGGCUGGGGCGAGGGACUCCAGCUGGGAGGAUUGAGGCCCACAGGCAAAGCCAGGCCUGCUUCAGAGUCCGGGCCCCUGACCCCAGGGAAAGGUGCCUCUCACACACCAGAGGCUCCAGGAGUGGGGCGGGCAUUUCGGGUCUAGGGCACGGCCUGUCAGAGGCCACGGGCGGGAACAGAGGGAAGUAGGUGUGGCUGGUGCCUGGAGGCGAGGGGCAGCGGAGAGGCCCGGGAGGCUAAAGGAGAACGUGGUGCAAAUCCGAGGGCCGCCGCAGGCCACGUGGGCUUUGGAGGAGCGAGGACAGGUCCUGAGACCCCGUUGGGCCGACACACCCCCUCCUGCGUACGGGGGUGGACGUCCCGGUGGGGUAGACUGGCAGCCUAGUCCACGGCGCGGGACAGCGGGUGGGAGACUGGAGGCGCCCUCGCGCCCCUCAGCUAUCCGGGGGCCUCGCGACGGCGACCUCGACCCUGUCGAACCCGGUGGAACACUCAGAAGCUAAGCGCCUCGCAGCGGCGAGGACAGCAGGCCAGGCCCGCGCACUCCGGCAGCGCACGGCCAGACGCGACGUCCGUGAGCACGGAGCCCAGCCUCUAGGACUGCGCUGAAGCUCAGAGCCAGAACCCGCCAGGGGGACCGCGGCCACCGGAAAAGCAAGGCGGAAGCGGAAAACCACCGCGAGGUCCCACCCCCCCCCCCCCCCGCUCCGCGCCUGCGCCUGCGACUGCACCGGGGUUGGCCGGGCCGCCGUGGGGCAGGGCCGCGCAGGCGCCUUGGACGCAGACCUACGCGACUUGGGCGGUGAGUGCUGGGAUUACAGGCAUGAGCAACUGCACCGGACCAGACUUUUAAAGUCAUUGGUAACCCAUGCUUCCUGGAGUUGCAUCUGGGGUCACCCAGUGGGGUGCCAUCGCAUUUGAUACGCCUUUAUACACCACACUCAGUUAAGAUGGCGUCCCAUGCAGAGUCCCGUCCUCUGGGAGUGUUUGAGUGUGAACUCUGUACCUUGACAGCUCCGUACAGCUAUGUGGGACAGAAGCCCCCCAACACCCAGUCGAUGGUCCUCCUGGAGGAAAGCUAUGUCAUGAAGGAUCCCUUCACCUCCGACAAGGACAGAUUCCUGGUCCUCGGCUCACGCUGCAGUUUGUGCAGCAGGCUGGUGUGUGUGGGCCCGGAAUGCAGUUUAUUCUACUCUAAGAGAUUCUGCCUCCCUUGUGUCCAGGAGAACAUCAGUGCUUUUCCUCAGGAAAUUCGGCAAGACUUGGAGAAAAGGAAAGUUCCAUCAAAGAGGACCCCCAGCCAGCCCGGUUCUCGGACGUGAGUGCAGCCGGGGCUGGGUCAUCAGGCAGCACCCUGCACAGAGCUCCUGGGCCAGCCUGCGCCAGGGAUGCUGCUGAGCUGGGAGCUGCCAUGCCUGGCCUUGUUUCUGGACCACUGGGAGCAGCACUGCAGCGCAGAAGAGCUGGAGUCCAGCUUGGAGCAGCCACAGGCCCAGGGAGCUGUAGCAAGAGGGUAGCCCAAAGGCAGACGCCAGACAGGACAUAGCCAGGAACCCGGCCAGGUGCCCCCACAUGCCCCUCAGGGCCCAGGCCUGAGUGAGUGCUGCUCAGAUGUGACUGAGAGAGAUGACCUCCUUCAGCUGGGCAGCUCCUAAGAGGCCGCGUGCAGGUGCGUGUGGGGGAGAUGCCACACUGUGUCAGGGCCAUGGUGCACUGUAGGUGGCUGCAGUGGUCUCUCUGUAAGGAAAAUCACUGACAGCAGCUGCCUUCUGGAGCCAGUCUGGAAGGUCUAGAGGGGGAUAGAAUUUUUACUUCAUAUCCUUAAUGUGGUGCUUGGAAAAUGUUUUGAACUUUGACCAUGUAUUAUGUUUAUAAUUAAAAACCCAAAGAACCAGCUCAUGUUUGGAAAAGGAAUCUUCCCCUGAAGCAUUUGGAUACCCAAUGUUCUCCCUGGGCACUUGGCCCGGCAAUGGUUGGAGUCUCCUGGGAAGCUGAGUGCUGGCUUCUAGACGCUCCAGUUCCCUCAGGCUCUGGCUUUGGCUCGGGCCCCUCUGUUCUGUCUCCCUCAGCUCCAAGUCAGGAGUGCCGUGAGCUUCCUGCCCUCACCCCACACCUCAAGACCGUCCCGCUGCCUGCCUGCUUGCCCCCUGCCAUCUCAAACUCAGCCCGGGGUGCCUGCGAAGCCCGGCCCCACUGCCUGCUGGGGGUUCCUGCAGCACCCCCUACUCCAGGCUCCCCAUCUCCCUGAAGCUUCCAGGGUAGCAGCUGGUGGGACACUGAUCUGUGAGGUCUGGAAUGUCUGCUUGGAGUUCUGAGAGGCAGGAACUGCUCUGUCUUUGUAACUACUCAAGGCCAACUAUCACAUAAAGGAAUGAAUAAAGAGUUUUUACUGACGUGUGCACUGA